AUGGCACCGGGCACUCCGGAGGAGGCAGCGGCGCAGCCGCCAACGCUCCAGCAGAUCGCGAAUCUUUUGAAGCAGGAGGUGCAGCCACUUCGGAAGGCGGUGGAGGGCUUAGAGCGCAAAGUGACAGAGAUCGGAGGGACCAUGGGGGAGAGGAUGACGGAGGUAGAGAGCAAGAUGGAGAACAUGGACGCGCGCCUGACGCACUUGGAAACCAGUUCGGCGGGUUCCCGGACAGAUGCAGAAGUGCGAGAACAGUUGAAGAUGCUGGAGGCCCAGAUCUCGGAGCUCAAGCUGAUGGACAACACGCAGAAGAGCAAUGGGAACCAAUACGAGGAGUACACUGCGGUGGUCGGUGGCCUUCAGACGAUCGGCAGCACGGAGAACGCGAAGAAGUGGAUAGAGGCGAACAUGUGGGACCUCUACGGGCCGCAGCCGGCAGAGGUGUACUCUAAAAGGCAGUUUCGUGGUCUCAUCUUCGUUCGAUUCAGGAGCCGUGCUGACAGGGACACUACCGUGAAACUCCUCCGCCAGGCCUCUCUCAAGGAGGGCGGGAACGAUAUUUGGGCAAAGAGGGACAUGAUCCUCACGUCUUUCGCGUUUAGCGUCAAACACCUUCUCAAGCAGUGGGGCUUCACGGCCGAGAGCGGCACGGUGUGGGUCGGUGCCGAUGUGGCGGCGAGCGGGAGGAUCGUGGGCAACAAGUUUGAGACCGACUUUGGCACGGGCUGGGAGGAAUGGUUCAAGCAGGACGGCUACACCAACUUCCAGGACUUGGUCGCGAACCUCAACGCCAAGCUCGGCAAGAUCCCGUCCAAAGGCCUCGGGAAAGGGAAGGGGAAAGGGAAGGCUGCCGCCAAGGGCAGCAAGUAG
Messenger RNA from Prorocentrum cordatum, 870 nucleotides. Lineage: Eukaryota; Dinophyceae; Prorocentrales; Prorocentraceae. The record is from the annotation of a GenBank genome assembly.